AGUACGUGGCGGAAGUUGAUUCGCACCUGUCAUCUGCUAAGCAUCCAUGUAAACAAAAGCUAUUGGUUAUUGAAAUGGAUAAUUAUCCGAUAAUAUACAACAUUUAAGCAUAUGUCAUUCCACAUGCUUCAUUGUGCUCAUUGGGCUCAUUGGCAACCAUGUAUCCUUCUAGAAUAGCAAAUGUGCUGACUAUAUUGUUAAUUGGACUUGGGUGGGGAGUAUUUUGUGAAGUUACACAAAAUGAAGAUGGUUCAGAAGGGGUCAUUAGUUUCCAGACACCAACUUUGAAUGACGAGGAGGCCCAUAGCAUGCAUAUGCCAAGUCAUCUUAAGUGUGAUGCUUGCACUGCAGUAGCGUUUCAGCUUGCAAAAGGCUUUGAUGAUUUCCAUCUGAAGAGACCAUCCUUAAAAAUAUUACCAGAGUCUGAGAUAUACAGAAUUGUUGAUGAAGUCUGCCAAGAGGGGAAAGAACUUGAAAAAUAUGGUGUUAAAGAGGUGAAGAAAGUAAAGAGAUUGUCAGGCCCAGGUUUAGAAGCUGAAGAUUCACCCGGUAUCAUGCAAGGUGGAGGCAAGUGGCCAGAAAGAAUGAAGAGAAUGUGUAAUCUAUAUGUAGAAGAGUUUGAUGAAAAUAGAAUAUACAAUGAAUACAAAAAGAAAGGAGAUCAUUUGCAGGGCCUAUUGUGUAGGAGCACGGCCCAUGCAGGACUCACUGACGUAUGUACACAUUUCCAUCCUGGUGCUCCAAUCGAUGCAUCGAAAACCAAGAAGAAAAAGAAGGAAGAAUUGUGAUUUGAAAAUACUCAUUAGAACAUUUUAUUUACAUUUUUCUUCCGAUUUAGUUAUGUUGUAAGGUGGUGUUGUUUUUUUUUUUUUUACUUCUGUAUAUUAACCUUUUUUUAAAGAUUUUUUUCAAUGUUUACAGCUUUGUAUCAAAGGAAAGUUCGCAUAAUAGUAAUUUUCAUUAUUAAAUAGCUGCAUCUUAAUUACAUGUUUAAAUCAAAAAGGAUGUUAAAGCGGCACCUAGUCCAGAAUUAUGUCAAAUUUUUCCGAAAUCUAGAAACAGAAAAAGGAAGUUUCAUUUAGGUCCAUGUAGGGAACCAUUAAAGUUCAAGAAAAUGAUGCUGAUAUUCUGAAAGCUAAACCAGAAAAUGUCUGUUUAUUGAAAUUUGAAAAACGUUUAAAAAGUUGAAAUAUUUUUGAAUGAAGAUAAAAAUGGUGCAUUUUAAAUAAUUUCAAAUUUUUCUUUGAACUGUUCGGAGUCUACUGGUAAUGUUGUCAAAGGUCAGGAUUAUAGGUAAUCAACUUGUACACAAUUAUUUUUGUUGUGCAAAGUGGAACUUUUUACCUUUAGGAGGUAUUUUAGUUUAGCAUGAAUGAUAAGACGUGUUAAAUCACCUUUACAUAUACAUUUCUUUAGCAAUUUAGAUAUUAAUCAGACUACUGAGAACACUCUCAGAUAUUUUUUAACUAUUAACAGUAUUUAUGCCAUUAUCCACCAUACAUGCAGUGAAACACUGCUUGAUGUUACAUAACUCUCUCAACCACUUCAGCUCACUGUAGCAGUUUUAUGUUAUCCACCAACACUUUCCUUGUAUUUUUUAUGUUUGGUAACUGAAGCAAUUUGCUCAUCCCCAAGUGACCUUGAGCAAUUGGUGUUUUACUGUAGACUGCUCAAAUCCUUUCAGCUCAUUUAGCUUAUACUGUAAUAAUCAUUAGGUAGCCUUUUUCUGUUUAGAAUUUCAUAUUUAGUGUUCGGACAUUUAGCCAGUAGAAUAUGUACUUGUACAUAGAAAAGUGAUGUGUAGUCUUGCCAUUGGUAUGGCCAAAGUGUCAGUCUUUGUGUUCCAUGUAAAAUUCUUGAUCUCAUCCCAUGUUGUAGCUAGCUGAGAAGCCUAGAGGCCCAGGCCUUGUGUUCACAAAACAUUUUUCGAUCUCAGCUGAGUUUGAGUUUGAAAUUUUAAUAUCAAUUUUACGAAAUCUUCAAGGUUAAAUUCCAACUGAAACUGACCAUAAUUACUGAAUAGCCACUUGAAAAUAGUUAUUAACUUGAAAUUCAGUUUUAAACAUGCUAUUUAGAUAGAAAUGACAUAUUAAGUUUCAUAAUCAAACUCGGCUAAGACUGAAAAUGUUUUGUGAACAUGGGGCCAGGUCAGCAAAUGAUUUCAAAAGCAUGGUUUAUUAAACAUUUAAAAAAUUUUGCCAGGAGGUGGGGUAUGGGGCAUGCCCCUCAGUCCACUGAUUUGUGCCUGCAUUCAUAUGCUUUCAAAUUCAUUGCAUAUACUGGUUUUGUGCCUGUCAUCAACUGCCUUUCUGCAAAUAUGAAUUAUUCGUAGAAUGACAAUUGUUGUGCCUUUUUGAAUAUAUGAAUUAUUCAUAAAAUGACAAUUGUUGUGCCUUUCUGUCUAUAUGAAUUAUUCAUAGAAUGACAAUUGUUGUGCCUUUCUGCAUAUACGAAUUAUUCAUAGGAUGACAAUUGUUGUGCCUUUCUGCAUAUACGAAUUAUUCAUAGAAUGACAAUUGUUGUGCCUUUCUGCAUAUUAUACGAAUUAUUCAUAGAAUGACAAUUGUUGUGCCUUUCUACAUAUAUGAAUUAUUCAUAGAAUGACAAUUGUUGUGUGUCUCUAGUCUUUAGAGUUCAGAAUGAGUAUAAAAUUUCCUUUUGUAAAUUUUGUGAACGAGUUAUACUUGGUUUCACUGUUCUGAUAAAGUAACUUUUUUAUGUCAAAGUGAAUACAAAAGAUUUAGAUAAACUGUCAAAUUUUUAAGUGCCUUUAACAUUUUUUGCUGUUUUACAUUAUAUGAUGAAAAUAGAAAUUUGAGUACAUUUCUAUACCCUACGAUAUAUUAAUAUGCUCAUGUAGGUCUUUCAGUUUUGGACAACCAUUUCGUUUCCAAUCAAGCACAAAUGACUGCUAACUUCUUUUGCUGUUGGGGUCAAGGGUCAAGGACACAUUUACCUUGAAAUUAGAAAAAAAUAGGGUCCUUGCUUGGGUCUAAAAUAAUCAAACAUGAUAGUAAUACUAUUUAUUGUCAGUAGAUAACCUCUACCAAGUUCACAGCAUACUUACAGUUGACAGUUACUUACCCAGUUUUUCUCUGACAGGCUAUCUUUCAGGGCAUACGUGUUUUACAAACAGAUAUUUUAGCUCACUUGAGCACAAAGUGCUCAUGGUGAGCUAUUGUAAUCACGCUGUGUACGGCGUCCAUCGUGCGUCCAACCAUCAAGUCGUCCGUCCGUCGUCAACAUUUGUGUUUAAACGACAUCUCCAAAACCAAUGAAUGGAUUUUGAUGAAACUUGGCCAUGAUGUUCCUUGGGUGGUCCUCUACCAAAGUUGUUUAAACAGUUCUGCACAUAGGGGCUGCCAGAGCUAAAAAUAGAAAACACUUCAAACGACAUCUCCUCCUGAACUGAUGGUUUGAUUUUGAAAUAAUUUCACACAAAUGGUCCUUGUGUCACCCUCUACCAAAUUUUUUGAAAUUAUACCGAUUCGUCAAAAAACAUGGCCGCUAGAUGGCGUGGUCACUUUUCCCUAUAUGUAUAUAGUGGAAAUUUUAAAAAUCUUUUUGUAUGAAACUGCUUGCCCAAUUUUAGAAUAACUUUACACAAAUGAUCCUUGUGUGAUCCUCAACCAAGAUUGUUCAAGUUUUUUUGAUUCGUCAAAAAACAUGGCCGCCAGAGGGCGUGGUCACUUUUCCCUGUAUGUAUAUAGUGGAAACUUUAAAAAUCUUCUUGUGUGGAACUAAUGGCCCAAUUUUAGAAUUAUUUUAAACAAAUGAUCCUUGUGUGAUCCUCUACCAAGAUUGUUCAAAUUAUUUUGAUUCGUCAAAAAACAUGGCCGCCAGAGGGCGUGGUCACUUUUCCCUGUUUGUAUAUAGUGGAAACUUUAAGAUUGUUCAAAUUAGUUUGAUUUGUCAAAAAACAUGGCCAUCAGAGGGCGUUGUCACUUUUCCCUAUAUGUAUAUAAUGGAAACUUAAAAAUCUUCUUGUGUGAAACUGCUGGCCCGAUUUUAAAAUAAUUUUACACAAAUGGUCCUUGUGCGACCCUCUACCAAGAUUGUUUAAAUUAUUUUGAUUCGUCAAAAAACAUGGCCACCACAUGGCGUGGUCACUUUUCCCUAUAUGUAUAUAGUGGAAUCUUUAAAAAUCUUCUUGUUUGAAACUGCAAGCCAGAUUUUAAAAUAAUUUUUCACAAAUGGUUCUUGUGUGACCCUCUACCAAGAUUGUUCAAAUUAUUCCGAUUCGUCAAAAACACGGCUGCCAGGGGGCGUUGUCACUUUUCUCCUCUGAAUCAAUAAUAGCUAGAGCCUUGAUAUUUGGCGUGCGAUAUCAGAUAUGUAAUGUCUACCAUAAUUGUUCAAAAUUGCCCUAGGUUCAAAAGUGUGUGCGACAUGUAUAUGAUAUAGGCUAACAUAGAAGAAACCUAACUCUGUAUGUAUAAAAACACACUCGAAGCCUUGUACACAGGUGAGCGCUUUAGGGUCAAUGACCCUCUUGUUUUUUCAUCUCGACUAAGAUGAUGUUGUAGAGCUUUAAUUAUUCAGGUAAACUUACAACUUUGGUAAUUAUGUGUAUUGUUAAUGUAUUGUGAAAACUAUCAUUGGUGUGUGUAAUUUAUUUUUCUUGAUAAUGAGAGAGGAAUGAGUUUAAUAUGUUUAUUGCUAUAGCAAACAAAUCUGCUGUAGACAGGAAGUCUAGUAAACAUUCUGUAAAUAGCUUUAUUGCUCUAGUUUUUUUUUAAAGAGAUUUAAAUCUGGUAUAAUUAGUUAUGAAUUUAUUGCUUACCUUAACAGCAUUAAAAUAAUUUUGCAAAACUGCAAAUGUAAAGCCAUUUUCAAAAUAUUGCAAGUUCUCAGAAAUUGAGUUUCAUAUGCCAGUUUUUUUUUUUAGCAUAACAGAUUAUCAUUGUUAUUUUGCCAGCUUUUUGCUUGAAUGCUAUAAUCAAAUAAUUUAUGUGAAACAUCAAAAUUUAUUUCUGAAACAUGUAUAGCGCAUUUACCUUGAUUUGUUUUUCGCCAAAGGUCUUGUUAGUUUGACGGGAUUUUUUAUCAUAGAUAUUGUUUACAUUUAUUUCGGUAAAGGUAAGAUCAUUUCAAAAUGUACUGAUUCAAAAUACAUAUAGUAUACAUCAUGUAUUGGAUACAGACUAUGAAGUGAACUCUUCAUUAUGAAAUUCAAUUUGGAUGUAAAUAGAUCAGCUCUCUUUACAAAUACUGUAGAAUUCAUACACUCUGCAUGAAUAUUAUUAAAGUACUUGAAAAAAUUGAAAAUAUCUUGCAAUUGAUAGGAUGAAAAAUUAUGGAAAACAUCAUUUCUGUUGGUCAGUAUUUUCCAAAAUAGGUUUUUAUUGUUGGACCAUUUUGCAGUAUGUUUACAGUCGUUCUCAAAACAACUUUGAAUAUACUGUAGCAGAGACCAGAAUACAUUUUUACAAUUUAUGCUUAUCACUGGUGCAUGUUUGUUUUUUGAAGCCAUUAUCUAGAAUGUUGUGAAAGUAUUUCAUGUUAUUUUUCUACUUAUAUUUAUACUGUCUUCAUAAGAAGUUUAAAGUAUUAAUGUUACGACGUAAAAAUAAAAAUUGAUACUCAA
This is a messenger RNA of Mercenaria mercenaria, 5587 nucleotides long. RefSeq names its product marginal zone B- and B1-cell-specific protein-like. The transcript has 4 exons. Gene Ontology annotation, biological process: regulation of B cell proliferation. Gene Ontology annotation, cellular component: extracellular region; endoplasmic reticulum chaperone complex. NCBI's taxonomy places the organism in Eukaryota, Metazoa, Mollusca, Bivalvia, Venerida, Veneridae. The record is from RefSeq and is a predicted model, not a curated record. The coding region runs from base 159 to 788 and encodes 209 amino acids.